GGUGUUCCAUGCCUACAACAAAAAAAACUAUUAUCCAACCUAACCGAUCCGGGUUCAGGUUCAGUGAUGAUCUUUUGCGAUCGAACAGCGUCAUUAUAUCCACACCACAUAGUAAACAAACGCAGUAAGUGCAGUUUGCAUAAUACACCCAUCGUCUGCCACAAGCAACAGCCUUGGACUUGCUGCAUUUCAAGCACCCGGUACAACGAUUCCACAAUCAUCCACACGUCUCUUGGCAAUUGAUGGCUUUUAGAGAAAAUAGCACCAACACCAGCGACCGAUUUCGCUUUCGCGAACGCCAGAUGCAUUGCGAUCGACACUGCAGUUGCGUUCGCUGCAUUUAGUUAACGCCGGACAGCCGACGGAGAAACUUACCGGUUACUUAGUGCUAAGGUGCAGCAAGAUAUACGCAUUUAAUCCAGAUGGGAAUAGUUCGUGAAUUGGCGGUGUAAUUAGAGACUUUCGUAGUGUUAACUGAACUUAAAAAAGUUUUACAACUGUUGGAAGUUAUUUUUUCUCUUGACUCUUGACCACACAAUGCGUUGUUUUGCGACAAUCAUUACGGCGUCAGUGCUGAUGGGACUGUUGGUUCUGGUGAAAACAGGAUAUGGGCUCGAUUGUGACUUCUGCUAUGGUGAGGAAGAUUGUUCGCUGGGAAUAGACGUACCGGUGGUGAAAUGUGACGAGGAAUCGGUCCAACUGACCAACAGCAGUCUAGUCAGCUUCAUUCGACUGCUUGGUACCGAUCUGCCUACGAAACACCAUCGGUACGAGUGCAUCCAUGUGCGAGCAAAGUCAGUGAGCGGCCGCGUGUUCCUGUUUACCCGAGGAUGCGUCCACCAGCUGGAAGGAGCAAGACACUUUUGCUCUUUACCACACGCCGCCUUUCAGGGAUCGCUCGAGUGCAUCGCUUGUCAUGGAGAUCGCUGCAAUAAUGUUCCCGUCCCACAGGAUGACGAGAAUGGAUCCAGUGGCAUGGCGCGGAGUUCGUUGAUCUCGCUUACAAUCUGCUCAUUACUUGCAGUUUCGCGGGCCACCUUAACAACCCCGUACAGCUGAUGAAUAAUGAGAAUAAAACAGCUUCAGCCCACCUUAGUUCCAGUACAA
Messenger RNA from Anopheles funestus (African malaria mosquito), 1107 nucleotides. RefSeq lists its product as uncharacterized. The coding region runs from base 538 to 1059 and encodes 173 amino acids. The record is from RefSeq and is a predicted model, not a curated record. Lineage: Eukaryota; Metazoa; Arthropoda; Insecta; Diptera; Culicidae. The transcript is spliced from 2 exons.